UCACCUGAGGGCGUGAUCUGGUCCCCUCUCGGUGGCCGAGGAGUGGCUUCUUUGGCCAAAGUUUGAUUUUCCCAAUACUUGUCCAAAUUUGGAUUAAAACAUUGAACUCUUAGUCGAUAACUUUCUGUCUGUUUGGAGUUGUGACACUGGUCUCGAAGAGACCUCACCGGACUUCAGAGGGGGAUAGAAGCCUCGAGUGAGUGUGAGUGAGUGGCCGAAGGAGACUGUCUGACGCGGGAUGGCAACGGGAACGCGCUAUGCCGGGAAGGUGGUCAUCGUGACGGGGGGCGGGCGCGGCAUUGGAGCUGGGAUCGUCCGAGCCUUCGUGGAAAGUGGCGCCCAGGUGGUGAUCUGUGACAAAGACGGGUCCACUGGUCGGACCCUGGAGCAGGAGCUGCCUGGGUCUGUCUUUGUCCUCUGUGACGUGACUCAGGAGGAUGAUGUGAAGACCCUCGUUUCUGAGACCAUCCGCCGCUUCGGCCGCCUAGACUGUGUGGUCAACAACGCCGGCUCCCAUCCACCUCCGCAGUGGCCUGAGGAGACCUCCAUCCAAGGCUUCCGGCAGCUGCUGGAGCUGAACCUGCUGGGGAUGUACACGCUGACCAAGCUCGCCCUCCCUCACCUGCGCAAGAGCCGAGGCAACGUCAUCAACAUCUCCAGCCUGGUUGGGGCGAUCGGCCAGUCCCAGGCAGUUCCCUAUGUGGCCACCAAGGGGGCGGUGACAGCCAUGACCAAAGCCUUGGCCUUGGAUGAGAGUCAAUAUGGCGUCCGCGUCAACUGCAUCUCCCCAGGAAACAUCUGGACCCCGCUGUGGGAAGAGCUGGCAGCAUCAACACCUGACCCCACGGCCAAAAUCCGAGAGGGCACACUGGCCCAGCCCCUGGGCCGCAUGGGCCAGCCCGCUGAGGUGGGCGCUGCUGCUGUGUUCCUGGCCUCCGAAGCCAGCUUCUGCACCGGGAUUGAGCUGCUAGUGACUGGGGGCGCGGAGCUGGGCUUUGGGUGCAAGGCGGUGCAGUGCAGCGUCCCCGCAGGGGCGUCUGUGAUCCCCUAAUCUCCCACGUUUCCACCUGGGCCUCCCGGACCAGGGCUCUCCCAUCGCAAACUCAGUCUCCCAAAUUCCCCUUCCCACCUCUCAGCUGCUGCGCCCCCCCGCCCCCGCACCCCCCCAGACUUUAAGCCCACUUACCAAUGUCCAGACCACCCCACAUCUUUCCAUAAAAGCACUUUGCAGCCAA
Phacochoerus africanus (Common warthog) is the source of this 1235-nucleotide messenger RNA. It is a transcript of the gene HSD17B14, whose product is annotated as hydroxysteroid 17-beta dehydrogenase 14. The transcript is spliced from 10 exons. Gene Ontology annotation, molecular function: estradiol 17-beta-dehydrogenase [NAD(P)+] activity. Gene Ontology annotation, cellular component: cytosol. Gene Ontology annotation, biological process: steroid catabolic process. The record is from RefSeq and is a predicted model, not a curated record. Lineage: Eukaryota; Metazoa; Chordata; Mammalia; Artiodactyla; Suidae. Bases 239 to 1051 code for a protein of 270 amino acids.